CUAACUUCUGGCGUUUCUUCUUCUUCUUCUUCACCUUCCAUUUUCCGUUUGUUUUUCCCAGGAAAAUUUUCAGAGAAUCAAAAUCAAGAAGCCUGCGAAACAUUCGCCAUUUCUUUUUCUCUUGCACACAAUCCACGAAAAUGUGGGUCUUUUACAUGAUCUCGUUGCCUCUGACGCUGGGGAUGGUGCUCUUAACCCUAAGGUAUUUCGCUGGGCCUGAUGUGCCGAGAUACGUCCUCUUCACCGUCGGAUACGCUUGGUUCUGUUCUCUCUCCAUCAUUAUCCUCGUCCCUGCAGAUAUCUGGACGACUGUAGUUGGUCAUUCCAGUGGCGGGGGUUUGUUCUUUUUUAGCUGGUCGUAUUGGAGUACCUUCCUGCUUACAUGGGCGGUGGUGCCUACUAUCCAGGGUUAUGAAGAUGCAGGGGACUUCAGUGUUAAAGAACGAUUGAGGACGAGCAUUCAUGGAAAUUUAGUUUUCUAUCUUUGCGUUGGAUCCCUUGCGGUUGUUGGACUUAUACUUCUGAUUGCUCUGCGGAAAAAUUGGAGCGGGGGCAUUCUUGGAUUUGCUAUGGCAUGCUCAAACACUUUUGGCCUUGUUACAGGCGCUUUUCUUCUUGGCUUUGGGUUAAGUGAAAUUCCAAGGGGAAUCUGGAAAAAUGCAGAUUGGAUUGCUCGGCAGAAGGUGCUUUCACAUAAGGUUGCAAAGAUGGCUCUGAAACUUGACGAUGCUCACCAAGAAUUUUCCAAUGCAAUAGUAGUUGCUCAGGCAACAUCUAAUCAAAUGUCCAAGCGCGAUCCUUUGCGACCAUUCAUGGAUGUCAUUGACAAUAUGUUGCAAGAAAUGUUGAAAAAUGAUCCUUCUUUCAAACCUCAAGGUGGGAGACUAGGAGAAAAUGAUAUGGAUUAUGACACUGAUGAGAAAACAAUGGCAGCACUAAGGCGCAACCUGCGAAUAGCGAGAGAGACGUACUAUCGGUAUAAAAGCGAAUACAUGAAUGUCGUAUUAGAAGCCCUGGAACUGGAAGAUACAGUGAAAAGCUAUGAGCGGCGAGAUGCAACGGGAUGGAAAUAUAUAUCAACCUUCAGAGAUGAAAGAACUGGCUCAUUUGGAUCUUUCCUUGAUGCAGUUGAGUUUGUUUGGAGGUGCCUGCUUAGAAAGGAACUGGAAAAGCUUUUGGCUAUCACACUAGGUUGCAUAUCAGUUGCAAUUCUUUUGGCAGAAGCCACUAUAUUGCCGCGUGGAGUUGAUCUAUCUCUUUUCUCUAUUCUCAUAAACGUUGUAGGAAAAAGGGAGGUGCUUGUCCAGGUAGCUGCUUUUGUUCCUCUCAUGUAUAUGUGCGUCUGCACAUAUUAUUCCUUGUUUAAAAUAGGAAUGCUGAUGUUCUACUCGCUGACGCCAAGGCAGACGAGUUCGGUUAGCUUACUUAUGAUAUGCUCGAUGGUUGCUCGAUAUGCUCCUCCAAUUUCAUACAACUUUCUGAAUCUUAUUCAUCUUGAUGGAGAUAAAAAGACAAUCUUUGAGAUGAGAAUGGGAAACAUUGAUGACGCAGUCCCGUUUUUUGGGAGAGGGUUCAAUAAAAUUUAUCCUCUCAUCAUGGUUAUAUACACCAUCAUUAUCGCGAGCAACUUUUUUGAUCGUGUGGUGAACUACGUUGGAAACUGGAGGAUAUUCAAGAUACAAGAUGAAGUUGAUGAAACAAAUGGAUUCGAUCCAUCGGGAUUGAUCAUCUUACGCAAAGAACGGAAUUGGCUGCAGAAAGGGUACAAAGUAAGUGAGCAGGUCAUUCCAUUGGCAAGGAGUUUCAAUGAUGUGACUCUUGAAGAUGAGGAGAAAACUGAGGAAACACCAAAUUACACAUCUGAUGAAAAUCAAGUGAAGUCCCUAUUGGAGAAGGAUGAUAACAGAGCUGAGUUGAAACCGCUUACAGAAAGGCAAGGCGUAUCGACCAAGUACCCCGACAAAGAAUCAACUCCUUCGAGAUCUUUGGAAGAAGGCAAUGCAAAUCAAGAACAAGCCCCGAGAUCAGGUUCGAGAUGGGAAUCGAUGAAGAACGGGUUCCAGAACUUCAAGGCCAAGAUGGAAGCCAAGAAAUCUCAACUGUCACGCCAAAUACAAGAGGGGAUGAACGCCUCGUCGGAUUCAUCUCCGCAUCAAUCUCUGGACGAAAUCUUCGAGAGGCUGAAAAACCCUUUUCGAAAACGAAGGAACCUCGGCGACCUUGAGGAGGACGACCUUUGAAGGAAGCGGAUACGUUAAUAGAUUUGGUCCUUAUCAUUCAUGCGUCUGAUGAUGGUUUUGGUGAAUGUGUUGGGCACAGAGGAAAGGAGAUAACACAAGAAAAAGGAAGGAAAGAGGUUACAACUUACAAGGAGCAUAAAGACAGAGGAAGAACGUUUUUUUUUUUUUUAUAAUCCGGAAGUUCACCGGGACUUUGGUCCGAUUACAUCUCUCAGAGGAUCUCAGAGGAUCGAAAAAGCCCAUGUGAAUGUCUCUCCCCACGAUUGGGUUUGAACCCACGAUGAGAGCAUGUUUUGCAUGUUCUCUCACAACUAGGCCACCCAAGCUUGGUUAGGAAGAACGUCUUUGCCCAUCAAAUUUUUGUAAUUCUCAAAGAAAACAAAGUAUCUAAAUACAAAUUAUUCGUACUUA
This is a messenger RNA of Tarenaya hassleriana, 2651 nucleotides long. RefSeq names its product LMBR1 domain-containing protein 2 homolog A-like. The record is from RefSeq and is a predicted model, not a curated record. Lineage: Eukaryota; Viridiplantae; Streptophyta; Magnoliopsida; Brassicales; Cleomaceae. The transcript has 14 exons. Bases 141 to 2240 code for a protein of 699 amino acids. Gene Ontology annotation, cellular component: membrane.